Eurytemora carolleeae is the source of this 3752-nucleotide messenger RNA. RefSeq lists its product as uncharacterized. Gene Ontology annotation, biological process: cellular response to misfolded protein. The transcript has 22 exons. Bases 20 to 1582 code for a protein of 520 amino acids. Gene Ontology annotation, molecular function: Hsp70 protein binding; RNA binding. The record is from RefSeq and is a predicted model, not a curated record. Gene Ontology annotation, cellular component: endoplasmic reticulum membrane. NCBI's taxonomy places the organism in Eukaryota, Metazoa, Arthropoda, Copepoda, Calanoida, Temoridae.
UGUUCAUUUUUACAAUAAAAUGGUUCAGCUGGUUUUAUAUAUUCCUACUCCGAAAGCUGGCCUGAUCAUUGGGCCCAAGGGAAGCAAACUAAGACAAUUGAGUUGUAUGCCAGGAAUUUCAAUCAAAUUUGAUACAAGGGUAACCAACCCUGAUGGAACUUAUACACUAACUAUCACAGGUAUGAGCAACCAGGCUGUGGAGAGGGCUAAGCAGGAAAUUAACAGGAUAUUUCUGGAGACUAAAUACAGUGAGAUUUCCAGUAUCCUGUACUGCUGGGAAGGAGGAGUUUACGAAACUGCCGAAGUUGAAUUAGAGUUGCACAAUGGCAAAGUUACUCUUCCGCUGGCUGAUCAAUCAUACUGUAAUCAAGCAUACAGGAUCAAGUCAAUUAGGCCAAGUGUAGCUGGAUUAAGUCUGGAUGGAAUGGAUCUCACCCCUCAAGCCACAUUUAUGCAAGGUUACAAGGAUGAUAUCGUUGAAAACACCUUUAACGUAGCUCUUAAGGAGGAAAUGGCUUCAACUACUGAAUUCACCUUCAGUUUGGGGGAAGAGUUGUUCAAUCAUUUUGGAUAUGGCCCCAGAACAGUUAGUUUGCCUGUAAGAAAUGGACGUGUUAUGAUGAAAGAUCUGAAACAGAAUAACUUAAAGGGGUUUUGGAGUGCUUUCCUGAACCCAGGUUUAGCAACUAGGAUUGCUAAGUGUCUUGAGGAUAGUGGAUUCAUCUGUUUGAACAAAGACAACCCAGAGACAUUCACCAAGGUCCACUUGUUGGUCUGGCCAGAGAAUAUUCGUAAACAUGUUGUUCUUGCCCUUGAUAAAGAUUUGAACUCGCUGGCUCCAGAAGCAGAUAAUAGGCUAUCUGAUGAUAAAGAGAAUGCCAUAAAACAAAUACUAUCGGCAAAGACCUUGAACGAUGUGCUUCCUGCUGGUUCAAGUUUGAAGAUUUCCUUUAGAAAGAUGUCGUUAAAGGUUCAUCCGGACAAGAAUUCUCAUCCAGGAGCCACAGAUGCAUUCAAGAAACUGAAGGAUGCUUAUCAAAGGCUCUCUAGUGGCAGCAGAGGUUCUGAGCUGGCGUUAAAAAUUACUUCAAACCCCUCGACAUCAACCGGAAAACCUCCUAAGGUUAUCUCAGUUACCACCAAUAGGCGGAAGGUGUGCACAGUUACAAUGGUAUCUGAAAACCAGCUGAAUAUUAGAGCGUAUCUGAAAACAUAUGACAAAAAAGAGGACUCUAGUGCUCAGUUGUCUGAGAGGAUUCGGAAUGUACUCAACAACUGCUGGGAGAAUAUGGAUGCCGAGGGUGGGAUAGCAGAUCCAGAUGGGAGAACAGGUGUGAAAAUCGAGCUGGUCAAACAGAUACUAGACAGGAUAUACUAUGCCAAGGAGGUUGUCUUUAAGGGAAACCCAGAGAUACUCGAGGUAUGUUUCUACAAGAUGAGAACAAGGCUUCAUGGAGAUACUUGGAAUGAGUGUCUAGAGAUUGAAAUCAACUUCGGGGAUUCGUCUUCGUCAUUCACAGGAAAUGAGUUGGCUGAGAGAUUCCAGUUUGUGAAGAAUUGGUGGGAAAACUUCGAUUAUUAAUUGAUAUAUACACCCUCAACCGAAGAUCUAUAAUUGAUCAUAUUAAUCAAUAAGCAUGCAAAUUAAAUUCUGAAAAUUAAGUGUAAAAUUGAGUAAAUGUUUUAAAUGUAUAAUAAUUCUUAAAUAGUUUAAGAGACUGACAACUUAAUUUGAAGUUUAAAUAUUGUUUUUAAGUUCGUUUAUUAAAAAUAACGAGAAUUUCUUUAUUUCUCUGAACGGUUCAUCAUUCGUUUUUUUUUAUUUGAACGACACCAUUGUUGACAAAAAUUCCAUUCUUUCUCAAACCAAAUAAAGAAAUGUUACAAUGCCCAUUUUUAUCUACAGGGUUAGAAGUUUCUGGGACGAGAUUAGAGUCUCAUUCUUCUUGGUUUGGACUAAAAUAUAUCAACAAAAAAAACUGAUGCGUCUUACACAUUUCAAACUUGUUUUUUCGGAACAUUUGAUUUUCUUCCAAUUUUAACACCAAGAGAAGAUACAUGCAAAAAACGAGCCAGGCCCAGAAACGAUUGUUUCAAACCGAUCACUUAGAAGAACUCUUAUUUGAAUCUUUAUGGGCUUAUAGUUGAAGAGUUGGCAUUAAUGUCUCAAUCUUUAAAGGUGACCCUGUAGUGUAUACUGUUAAUUAAUGUUUUUCUUCAGAUUUUGAUAAACUUUUUUCAAAAAUGCCUCAGAAGAUAUUAUAUAUUCCUAAUCAGAAAGCUGGCUUGAUCAUUGGGAGAAAGGGACGCAAUCUCAGGGAGAAAAACGAUGAUGGAACAUAUUCCCUGACUAUUACGGCUAUGAACUGGUUGGCUGUGGAGAGGGUGAAGCAGGAGAUAAACGAGUUAUUUGAAGGAGUGAGAUAUUCAGGAAAUAUGUUGCCUUUGACACCUGAGAAAGAAUUGGCUCUACGAGCUCGAAUGGGCCCGUUGGCGCGCAGAGACAUUAUUCAGGAAAUAUUCAGGAGACCAACCUAAAAACAGCCCUGCUAUGGCUGCUCUUUAAAAUUUAUUAAUGUUGUAAAAAAGUUUAUGAUAGAUUUUAAGAAAAAGUAAAUGUAUUCAAACAGAAGAAAUGGAUAGAAAUAAAUGCAAAAACAACUUCAAAAUCAACGUAAUUUGAAAUGAUUUCUACAAAGGAUUUCUUAUUAUUCUAUUUAUAAAAGCAACAAAGCUCAGAUAUCUUUUUUGUAAUGCUAACAGUCCCUUGCAUUCGGAAAUAUUAUGAAAAAAUUGUGUGAAACCUUUAUUUUCUAGUAUUUUUCGUUGUUUGGAAUAAAAUUUUUAAUUGCAGCAAUAUUUAUUUUUAUUUAUUUAAAAAAAAGAUAUUCCAUGUAGUGUUAAAUCCCACCAACAUUUGUUAACCUCAAUUUAAAGAAUAUUUUUGUUAUACUAAAAUCUGAUGGUUUUUUUUUCAACCAAAGCCUCUUUUCCUUAAAAAAGCUAUUGAGAAAGGCAAACUAGUAUUGAAACUAGAGUUUCCAAAUUUUCAUUCAACCUCUUUCGUGAAAUUUUCGGUCAACCAAAAAAAACGAAAAUAUUUGCUCGUUUUCAUAAAAAUUUUAGAAUUUGUGUUUAAAUUCCUAUUUUUUUGCUAAAACUUUUCACUUUCGUUAAAAACCCUAUUUUUUCGCAAACUCUUUUUAGCAAAACAUUUUCACGAAAUUUGUACCUAAUUUUAUGAAAUCUUCUUUUGAAAAGGUUCAAUUAAAGAUCUCAAAUUUUCGUUAAAACAUAUAUUUUUAGAAAGUUAAAAGUUAAGAUCAAAUCAUUGUUAAGUCGGUUUAACCCUAUCAUGAAUGGAUGUAAAUGGAUGUUUGAUUUUGAAGAAAUUUUGCAAAAAAAAAAGUUUUGUUUAUGUUCAGAGAGGUUUUAUUUAAUGACUGGGCCUUGAAAAUUUAGACUGUGAAUAUUGGACAUAUAUCACACUAAUCAUUCAUUGGGGAGGGGGGGCAAUCUAUAUUAAACAUAAAUAGCCCAAUCGUGAUAGGGUGGUUUACUAUUCAUUUGCCAAUUAAUUUCGAGAAAUUUUCGCUUUUUUCGUUUUUUUUUUGCAAAACAGAUUAAAUUUUUUGCAUUUUUCUCGAGCGAAAAAUUUAUUUUGUUGUUUUAACUGAAAGCAAUUGACUGAGUGUAUAGAUAUUCAUUUUUUAAAUGUUUGCAAAUUAUCAAAUAAAUCUUCAAAAAAGGAA